Molecule: messenger RNA, 1107 nt
Organism: Trichoderma reesei QM6a
Lineage: Eukaryota; Fungi; Ascomycota; Sordariomycetes; Hypocreales; Hypocreaceae
Exons: 2
Biological process (GO): DNA repair
Cellular component (GO): Smc5-Smc6 complex; nucleus
Source: RefSeq, a predicted model, not a curated record
UACGAUCCAGACCAGCCGCUGGAGGAAAGGCGCAAGGUCCAGCAGGGAUUCCGCGAUCUCCUCCGCAACAUCACAGAGCACAGCGAGGAAUAUCUGCAGGGCGAUUCUCACGGCCUACACGAAACGAUCCUGCGGGCGAACGAACUCUCCAAGCAAGUUCGGCAAACCACAGAGGCCACCAUCGACUCGCGGUUGCUUGUCAGCACCACCGACCUGUCAUAUCGGAAGACACUGCGACUCACCCAAGGCAGCCUCUCGCAAGGCAUUGACGUCGACGACUUCAUAUCGAAAUGCAUCGCGUACAUGCGCAACGGCGGCGGGGUCGCGAGCGAGGACUCUCUAGAGCUUUCGAGCACGCAAAGGCAACGGAGGCGGACGAUGCACGAUGGAGCAAACGACGACGACACUGGCGAUGUCGGAGACGAGGGCGACAUGAUGAACUGGGCCCAUCUCGGUCGCUUCGCCUGCCUGCCGAACAUCAGGCGACCCGCGCUGCCGGGCUUUCUUCUGGGCCCGUUGUCGGUGGAAAAGAAGGCACGCAAGGCGGCGAAGCGAAGCGCCCCGUUCCGCCCAAACAGCUUGACAGAGACGAGGCCCGAGAUCCUAAACGUGGAUGACCUGGCCAAGAAAGAAAACGACCUGACUGCCAUUUGCGGCAAGAUUCUCCAGCAGCUGUACAGGAUUCAGGCUGAAACCCAGCAGACUGUGGCAGACCUCAUCACUGAUGACAUGGAUGAUGAGGAGAAUACCCGAAUCAUGCACCAGCACGGGCUUCGCAGUACUGGGGGGAUUGACCUGAUGCGGUUCGUGGUCAACCCAAAGUCCUUUGGACAGACGAUUGAGAAUCUCUUUUACGUGAGCUUUCUCAUUCGGGAUGGGAGGGUCGAGAUUGCUUUUGACGAUCACGACCUCCCUUCGUUAGCGCCGGUAGAUCGAGAGGCAGAGGAUACGGGAGCUAUCCGGCAGGCGACAUCGAAGCAUCAAGCCAUUUUCUCCAUGGACAUGGAAACGUGGCAAGACAUCAUCGACACACUGGGUCUCAAAGAACCCAUGAUUGAACAUAGACGGGAACUGGCAGUUUCUGGACCCGGCGCCAGGGGCUGGUAC